Hylaeus anthracinus is the source of this 7574-nucleotide messenger RNA. RefSeq names its product glycogen debranching enzyme. Gene Ontology annotation, biological process: glycogen catabolic process; glycogen biosynthetic process. The record is from RefSeq and is a predicted model, not a curated record. Bases 820 to 5619 code for a protein of 1599 amino acids. The transcript has 23 exons. NCBI's taxonomy places the organism in Eukaryota, Metazoa, Arthropoda, Insecta, Hymenoptera, Colletidae. Gene Ontology annotation, molecular function: amylo-alpha-1,6-glucosidase activity; 4-alpha-glucanotransferase activity.
ACAGGUCCGUCUCGAUGUAUUUCCCGAUAGAGGCGCUGACCAAACUCCGAAAAUUAGUUCAGUCUCUGAACACUAGAUGGCGACGACAAUGAUGGCGUAUAGCGUUAUCUAAUAGUAACAGUGGGAACUAUUUUUACUACAAACUUAGACGUUUCCUCACCGAUGGCGAUACUUUACUUGUCAAUGAAAUGAAACACAACCUCAAAAAAUACAGCACUGAUAUAUACCAAAUUAUGUAUAUAUACUAAUACACGUAAACAUUAUACAUUUUCGUUUUGUUAAACAACAAGAUUGUUAGAGGAGGUGCCACAAAUCUCUUUACAUAAACAACGUGAAGUUGCCGUGAUUGAUCAUCCAAUCAUAAACGAAACCGAAUAUUUGUUAUUGUGUCAACUUCAACCUGUCGUCUGCUUCUUCGGUCCUUUUAACUUGACCUGUGUUUGUUUUCGUGACCUUCACAGUUUGUCGUAGUUGAAAUAGAGGUCAAUUCGAACGAAACGCGUUACUCGUAAUUUGUCACGAAAUAAUAAAUUAAACAGUGAAUUAUAUUUAAUUUUUGUCUAUAAAGGAAACGUUAGAUUCUGAACUUGAGCCAAUGUUAUUUCGUUUACAUAUUUCUCCUGUUAUUUUUGAAUGGGAGUAUAAAACUUUUGUUUCGAAAAGUUUAUGUUAGCAGUGUAGUCAGAUAACAGACAAAAUGGACUUUGCUUAAGUAACAAGAUACUGUGAUAAGAGCUGUAAUAAUAUAAGACUAAUUUAAAACUAUUCAUUACUCUUAGUAACAAGCAAUUUCAUCUGUAUGAUUUAUUUGUCUUGAGAAUGGGUUCAGUACUUGCGAUAAGUAAUUUUUUUCGGAUUGCAACAAAGGCAUUAAUAAAGAAGUUUAGGAGCAUUCUUCGAAGUCUUUACAAUUGCCACUACUUAAAAUGUUUUUGCUAUUAUGCACUAGUCGAGAAUAUGACAGAACAGGUGUCUUUGACUCAAAGUCACGACUCUGAACAAAUAAGAGUCUUAACUUUAAAUAAUGGAGAACAUCUUGAUGGUGUAUUGUACAGAUUAAAGAAAGGAUGGAGAGUGGAAUUUCGAUUAGGUGCUUCUCUUCUUGGAAAGCGCCUCGAUCUUUUCAUAAAUCAUCCUUUAAGUGAAACUCAGAAAUUUGAGAGACACACAUAUUAUCCAUUAGAAUGGUUAAACGAAACGGCCAGUAUAUGUUUAUCUCUGGCUGGUUCGUUCCAUUAUUAUCUCACGGAUCCUAACGCCGAAAGUGUAAAACCUAUUGCUUCUGGAUACCUAUUAGUGGACCCAGAACUUAAAGUUGGAGAACAAGGAGAAAAUCUACCAUUAGAUUGUAUUCAAUGUCAAACUGUUUUAUCAAAAUAUUUAGGACCUUUUCCCACUUGGGAAGAUAAGCUGUUAGUUGGUCGGAAUUCUGGUUACAAUGUAAUUCAUUUUACGCCGAUUCAGGAAUUAGGAUCUUCUAGAUCAGCUUACAGUCUAAGCAAUCAAUUGAAAUUAAAUCCAUCUUUUAACGAUGAUGAUAAACCAGUUACGUACGAUGAUAUUGAAGGACUCAUUAGUAAAAUGCGUAACGAGUGGAAUAUGUUAAGCAUAUGUGAUAUCGUUCUAAAUCACACGGCUAACGAAAGUCCUUUCUUGGUAUCUCAUCCAGAAUGUACAUAUAACUGCUCAAACAGUCCUCAUUUGCGUCCCGCGUACAUUUUGGAUGCUGCAUUAUUUGAAUUGACGGUACAAGUAGCAGCUGGAGAAUGGGAAUUUAAGGGAAUCCCUUCGGUCGUUGAAACCGAAGAACAUUUAAAUUCAAUUCGUCACGCGCUUCAUACAUAUUUUCUACCGCUCGUAAAAAUACACGAAUUAUAUAUAUUAGAUAUUAACGAAGCUAUCGCUGAAUUUUUGAGUUUAGCACGCAAUCAAAUGCCUCAGGAUAUCGUUGAGCCAUUGGAAGAUAUUAAAGUGAUACAAGAUCCUAAAUUCCGAAGAUUAAAAGCGACUAUAGACAAACAACUUUCGCUACAAAAAUACAACAUAUAUAGAGCCGAUUGUUUCGACGAGGAAACUCGUUUGAAACGGUGUGCAGAAGAUUUAAGAAAGAAGUUACAAGAACUUAACGACGUAAUCAUUAACGAGGUACAAAAUAAUCUGAAUGCUGCAAUUGAAAAUUCAAUUGCUGGUAUAAGAUAUUAUAGAGUACAACCCGAUGGACCAAGACUUAAAGAAAUAAGCGAAAGAAAUCCACUCGUUCCUAGAUAUUUUACCGACUAUGGAGCACCUCAAACAUUAACCGAACGCGAAGCAACAAUGUACUCGGAUGCGGGAUGCUAUCUAAUGGUUCAUAACGGAUGGGUGAUGAACGGGGAUCCUUUCAAAAAUUUCGCAGAUCCUGAUUCCAAUGUCUACAUAAGAAGAGAACUUAUCGCGUGGGGUGACAGCGUCAAGUUAAGAUACGGAGAUAAACCAGAAGAUUGUCCUUUCUUAUGGCAACACAUGACUACUUACGUCGAACAAACGGCUAAAAUAUUCGACGGAAUUCGUCUAGACAAUUGCCAUUCAACGCCCAUUCCAGUUGCUGAGUACAUGCUCGACAUGGCUCGUCGAGUCCGUCCAGAUUUAUACGUUGUUGCAGAAUUAUUUACUAACUCCGAUCAAAAAGACAAUAUAUUCGUUAAUCGACUCGGUAUCACUUCUUUAAUCCGAGAAGCUAUGUCUGCUUGGGACAGCCACGAAGAAGGUCGACUAGUAUAUAGAUACGGAGGUGAACCGGUGGGAGCAUUUUUGCAACCGCGUAAACGACCUUUGGUACCAAGUAUAGCGCAUGCCCUCUUCUUAGAUUUAAGUCACGAUAAUCCAAGUCCAGUGGAAAAACGUAGUACGUUUGAUUUACUGCCAAGUACUGCACUUGUAUCAAUGGCAGCAUGCGCUAGUGGCAGCAACCGCGGAUACGAUGAACUAGUUCCUCAUCAUAUACAUGUUGUCGACGAAACAAGACAAUAUACCGCUUGGACAGAUGAUGAAAAUUUAGCGGAUAGUAUCGGACUCGUAAGUUCGAAGAGUGGUAUAAUCGCAGCGAAAAAAGCGUUAAAUAACUUGCAUUAUUCUCUCGGACAACAGAACUUUUCCCAGGUUUUUGUCGACCAAAUGGACAGCGAUAUAGUAGCUGUAACAAGACAUUCACCAACGAGUCACGACAGCGUAGUUUUAGUUGCUUUUACAGCUUUCAAACAUCCGGAUCCUAACGCCAAUGAUUUGAGGAGGCAUGUGAAGCCAUUGCGGGUGGAAGGCGUGGUGGAAGAAAUUAUAUUAGAAGCUUCAUUGUCUCACGCGGGAGCAAAGAAUGGCACUUCACCGUUCCACUACCCUGAAAAAUAUGUGAGAGAUGAAAAUUAUAUAAAUGGGUACACUGAAUAUGUUUUGCAACUCAAGGAACAUAUACAGAUUUGCGAUUCGGAAAUUGUCGAGAAAGUUGAUUCAGGAGAUCCUAAGAUAACUCAGUUGAAUUUUGUAAACUUUCAACCUGGCUCCAUUAUUGCUAUUCGGGUAUCGCUUCACGUUAAUAUAAAGCCUGCUCUUGCAAAACUUCACAAUACUAUCUCGCUGAUAACAUCAUCGAAAAGUUCAGAUUUACGUGUUAUUGCUUCUCGCAUGGAUUUGGUAGAUUUGAAUAAGGCCUUGUACAGAUGCGAUCAGGAAGAACGUGAUGAAACAUCGAACAAGUUUGGCGUGUAUGAUAUUCCUGGGUACGGCCCUCUCGUCUACGCUGGAUUACAAGGCAUUGUUUCUCUAUUAGCAGAUAUUUGUUCAAGUAAUGAUCUAGGUCACCCGGUGUGUAUUAAUCUUAGACAGGGUAAUUGGUUGAUCGAUUACACGUGGCAACGAUUAAAAGAAGACGACGGAACCAAAGACCUGGGGAUGUGGCUCGAAGAAGCUACAGAGCCUUUUAAACUGAUACCUCGUUACUUGGUACCCAGUUAUUUUGACGUUAUAAUCGUAAAUGUUUACAUGACUCUUCUCGAGCAAUGCUAUAGUCUAAUGUCAAGCUUCGUGAAAGAUGGCUCCACGUUUGUCAAGAUUUUGUCUUUGACUUCGAUACAAGUAGGAGGCGUAGUAAGAUCGUCUCCAUUACCCGAUUUGUCUCCGAAUUUAGAUCCUCCUAAACCAACAGUUAAACAAUAUAAUGGCGAAAGCGAACAAAUGUGUAUGACAUUGUCUGCUGGGUUACCACACUUUACAACAGGUUACAUGAGAAAUUGGGGCAGAGACACUUUCAUUUCUUUAAGAGGAUUACUCAUAUUAACGGGCAGAUACAGCGAAGCGCGAUUCAUUAUUCUCGGUUACGGAGGAACUUUACGACAUGGUCUUAUUCCUAAUUUACUUGACAAGGGGAAAAACGCUAGGUAUAACUGUCGAGAUGCGCUGUGGUGGUGGCUGUACACAAUUCAAUGUUACAUACAGGAAGUACCAAACGGUUUAAAAAUUCUAACGGAUAAAGUUUCCAGACUGUUCCCCACUGAUGAUUCUCCAGCGCUACCUGCAGGCCAAGCAGAUCAAUCGCUACACGAUGUUAUUCAAGAAGCUCUGUUGGUACAUUUCCAAGGGCUUUGCUUCCGAGAAAGAAACGCUGGGAAGCAAAUUGACGAGCACAUGACAGAUCGUGGCUUUAAUAAUCAAAUUGGAGUACACCCAGAGACUGGAUUUAUAUUUGGAGGAAAUGAUGCGAAUUGCGGUACUUGGAUGGAUAAAAUGGGAUCUUCCGAAAAGGCUGGUAAUAAAGGGAAACCUGCCACACCAAGGGAUGGUUCAGCUGUAGAAAUAGUAGGGCUCAGUAAGAGCAUUCUAAGUUUCUUGGCUGAAUUAUAUAAGCAAAACCUUUUCCCCUAUGGCAGCGUGCAAAGAAAGAACCGCGACGGAUCCGUGAUAACAUGGAGUUAUAAACAAUGGGCAGAUAAGAUAUCACUAAACUUUGAAAAAUACUUCUAUAUUAACGAAACGCCAACAGAGGGAGAACUGAAACCAGAACUUAUUCAUCGUCGUGGAAUUUUCAAAGAUAGCCAUGGAGCAACACAAGCAUGGGCUGAUUAUCAACUACGACCUAAUUUCCCUAUUGCAAUGGUGGCUGCACCAGAAUUAUUUAAUCCACAACACGCAUGGACAGCAUUGAAAAAAGCAGAAGAAAUUUUAUUAGGCCCACUUGGAAUGAAGACAUUAGAUCCUGCCGAUUGGGCGUAUAACGGAUAUUACGAUAAUUCUAAUGACAGUGGAGACACUAAAUUGGCUCAUGGUUGGAAUUAUCAUCAAGGCCCUGAAUGGGUUUGGCCUAUAGGAUAUUUCCUUCGAGCUCGUUUAUACUUUGCUCCGUUAGUUGGAGGAAAGGAAGAAUUACAUCGUACGAUUGAUUCAACCGAAACUAUCAUAUCUCGCCAUUUAAUAGAGGCAUCGACAAAUCAUUGGAGAGGUCUUCCCGAGCUUACUAAUAAAGAUGGAGAUUAUUGCAAGGACAGUUGCAGAACUCAAGCUUGGAGCGCCUCUGCUAUAUUAGAAGUUCUUUAUGAUUUAGACAAAAUUAAACGGGAGUUACGAUCGGAAGAAGCUGAACGAAUGAAUUGAUACAAUUUUGCGUGUGUUCACCACCGCCAAUUACACUUAGAACAUUUACGAUUAGAGAAAGAACAUAGAAUUAGAUAUAAAGAACACGAGGACAAGUUGCACCUCCUUAACAUGAUUAUAGAAACACAACGCACGGAGACACACGCAUAUGGUAUUUCGCACAUAGACAAGACAAAUAUGCCACCGUGCAAGUUUGUAGCUGUUGAUGUGAGUCCUACAAACGACGACUUCUUUUCAAGUCGAGAACUAGAAGAAACUGGAAGUGAAUCAAGCGUCAAGCAUGAAUACGUAUCUCCUAAUUUCGUUAUUGGCCUACAAGGAACCGAAACUUUGUCAAAUUCUACAGAAUGUUCGACAAUAUCAGGAAACGAACCUCAAAAACCAACACUUCCUUUGAAAUAUUUAAGUAAACCUUCGGAUAAGUGCAAAAACGAACCGAUCGACCAGAACAAUAUACUCGUAAAGGAAAGCGUAGAAGACAAUGACUCGAAUAUAAAAUACUCGUCGUCAAAACUGGAUCACGUUUACGAAGAAGUCAAUACACUCGAAUGCGAUAUUAUGGAUUAUUAUGAAAAAUAUAGUCCAACGACCGCAAAGACUUUGAUAAAUACACUUUUUCUUCCUCGACAAAAGAUAUGUAAACAGUGUGCCAGUUCGCAGGACAGUCCAGUAUACUCAGACCGUUUGAUAUAUGGAAAGAAACCUUUAUAUGCCAGGGAAGUACGUCAAUUUCAACAAAACGACGCUUUAUGUUUUAAAUAUUAUCCAGAGAAUGGUAAACAAGACACUAUAUUUUCGCAGUACGAUAAUAAUCAGCAUUGCUUGAUAGUUUGUAAUUACUUGAAAACUAAUGCCUCUAGCAUACUUUAUUUUUACGGCCAACCGCGAGACAUUUUCAAUAUGAAAACAGCACUGAAACCAAAUAUUCUUCUCAUAAGUUGCAAUACAAAUGGCGUAGUAAACACAGAAUUGUAUCACCGCUGCGCGAAUAAUUUUUAUACGCGAAUAUCGAAUAACGGCAUUGCACCCAUGACAUUUCGUAUGAAUCACAAUAACAUUCUAAGCACCAUAAAACACAUUGGAUACGAUACCGAUUUGCAGAACUGGAUGAAUUAUCGUAACGAUGUAUUUCGAUCGCAAGGUUUUAAGCAAGACGAUGUGCUCGAUCACCGUCCAAAUCGGUCCAGUUUAUUAUUGUUGGAACCGUUAUUAUUAAUGCCAGAAUUAACGAGUCCUAGAUAUAGGCACGGAAAAAAUCGCAUCUCGCAAUCAGAGCAUGUGAAAAUAGUAAAAAUAGUGCUCGCCUAUACUCUUUCCUUCUUCAUUUUAGCAACAAUUACACUUUAUAUUGUUUAUUUUACUUAAUAAUUACAAUAAUCGAAAUUAGAAGAAAAAUCUGUUACUCAAUUCGUAAAGUUUGAAAAAUUAUUGGAUUAAAGUUUGCUUAAAAUUUAUACAUCUUUAUAAAUUAUUGAGUGUAUACUCUUGGCCUAGUAUUAUAUAUUUCAUAUUAUAAUUUUAAUAACUAAUCACAAUUUAUUAUUGUUAUUUAAGAUUUAUUGAUUUGCUAUUGCUUCAGCAUAAUCAAGUAGGAUAUCAUUUUAGAAAAUUGUAUCCCCGCGAAUUUACUAACAGUACAAAAAAAAAAAAAAAAAAAAAAAAUAAAGACGAAAGAUGAUAUGUUUCAGAUGAAGUGAAAAUUUCGUGCUUUAUUAACAUAUAUCUGAUAUCUAUUCUUUAUACACUUUUCAAAUUGUAAAAAAAUCUUAUUAAACGAAUACAAACUUGAAACUUGAGAAGGUUGUCGAGAUUUAUUACUUUCAAUUUGUUAAUACAUUAAAUAUUAAUUAGCAGAUAUAGUUAAUGUUGCAGGUAUAUUUUAAAUACAUAUUUUCAUAACUGUUUCCAUAUCUGUACGAAAUAUUUGCAAUAAAGUUGAUAUAUAUAUAUUUUCA